UUCUCUAGCUACCUCACAUCUAUGUUGUGACUCGUGCAUAAAUAUUUGCACACACACACACACAUAGUUCAAUUCAAGCAUUACAUCCACGUCUUCAAGAAAAUGGCUUCUCUCGUGUUAUUAACAUUUUCACUCCUUUUUGCAACUUUCUCUUCUCCUCUUGUAGAUGCUUUUAAUUAUAGUAAUGAUUCCACUUUCGCCGCGCCAGCACCAAAUCCUAUUGAUGCUUUUAAUUAUAGUGAUGGUAAUUACACCCUCGGGGCAGCACUAAAUCCUAUUGAUGCUUGCUGGCGAAGAGACGCUAAAUGGUCGACUAACCGUCAAGCCCUGGCCAGAUGCGCGGUAGGGUUCGGCAAAGGCGCGUUAGGGGGCAGCAAAGGGCCUAUCUACGUGGUUACAAGCCCAGCAGAUGACGCUGGAAAGCCUAAACCCGGAACCUUAAGGUUUGGGGCGACCCAAUCUAAUCCACUAUGGAUCACAUUCGCACGUGACAUGGUCAUAAGGUUGAGAACCGAGCUCGAAGUGAAGAGCCACAAGACGAUAGACGGGAGAGGAGUAAAAGUUGAUAUUGGUAACGGACCAUGCAUUUCGAUCAAACGUGCGAGCAAUGUCAUAAUACAUGGGAUAACUGUCCAUGAUUGUAGAUUGAGCAAAGGGUUUGACGGUGACGGAAUCCGCGUGUUUCAAUCUAGAAAUGUUUGGAUCGAUCAUUGUCACUUAUCUCGGUGUCAAGAUGGUUUGAUCGAUGUGGUUACAUCUUCUACGGCUGUCACUAUUUCUAACAAUCGUUUGAUAAAUCACCAGAAAGCAAUGUUGCUCGGACAUUCUGACAACCAUAUGGCUGAUAAGAAUAUGAAAGUUACAGUUGCAUUUAAUGUAUUUGGACCGGGUCUCACUGAGAGAAUGCCUAGGGUAAGAAGAGGGUAUGCGCAUGUAGCAAACAAUAUGUACAACAAAUGGAAUCUGUAUGCGAUUGGAGGAAGUGCUGAUCCUACUAUCUUUAGUGAAUCCAACCACUUCGUCGCUCCUGACAGAAAAGAACACAAAGAGGUGACAAAGAGAAUGGAUAAAAGUCCUGCCGCAAAAAAUUGGAAAUGGAGUACGAAUAAGGACGUUUUCAUCAAUGGAGCUUUCUUCACGCCGUCUGGUGGACCGGGCGUUCCGCCGCCGUACGCAGCUGGAGAGCGGUUUCCAGUGGCCCCGGGGGCUCAAGUCCCUGCUCUUACUGCCUCGGCCGGUCCUCUCCGUUGCGCACCCGGCAGGGCUUGCUAAUCAACUGAUCACCUUGAAUCAAAGUCCUCCUUAUAUAUAUAUAUGCGUGUGUCAUAUAAUAUUUCAGGUCAAGUUAUUUAUUUGUAUGUAUCCUGAACUUAAUUAGCGUUGUUAAAAAAUACCAAAUAAACCAACCUUGUAGUAUAAAUCAAUUGUAUGGAAAGAUAAUAAUGACUCUUUGGAUACUUAGAAGGACUAUGCUUGUUCUGAUGUCAUUUUCAUGCGUUUGGUUUGAGAAUUUCCAGUUCUUGAAUUAAGCAUAAAAGAUUUUGUCGUCCUUUCAUUGGUGCUUCUGACUCAACCAUCUUCUUCAGCUUCUCUAGAGUUGAAAUGAGAAAAUGACUUAUUUCAUCAAAACCGUAAUCCAAUUCAAUUCAUCAAUGGCCUUUGGAUGUUUUUGCUUUUUCAGUGUCAUGCAUUUUUGAAAGACUUCCAUAGAGCUCUAAAUCUACAUCAGUAAUAUCUGUUAACAGUACGCUAAAUCUUAAAAGUCGCAACUAAUAAAACAAUGGUCUCAUGAAGGUUCAGAACCACAAUUUUAAUUACAUAUAGAUUCAAUUUAAAUUUUGAGAGCAUUGUACAUUUAAAACGAUGAACCCAUAGAUCUAGGCGAAAAAAAAAAAUCUACUGCCCAUUUUGACAUUCUUCUUGUUACCGACCGCUACGGUUAAAAUUCUCACACUCCUGUUUUGGUCCUGUUCUAAACAUUCCGUGAAUCUUUGAGCGAGAUUGUUGUUAAUUUUGUUGUUCUUGAUCUUGUGAUCCUCCUCUUGUCUAAUUCCAAGAGCUGCUUGCCUCUUUUUCCUGCGCUUGAUCCCACACACGCAAAAGGUACAAUGACUGCAAUAACAAACUUUUAUCAGAAAAGUGAAGCUAAUCACCAUUUAACCUUUUCCUACUUUAAAAACCCCCAAGACCUCAUAAUUACAAGGGAACCACGAUCAACUAAGUGUUUGCAAAUUUUUAUCUGAUCCGUCAGUAACAACUAACAACUAAUAACACUCCAGACAUAGAAUCAGCGAAACUACAAAACAGUAACAUAAGGAGCAACAAGCUAUUAUAUUCUUUGGCUCUUUAACCCAUAUUUAAGUGUUCACAAAUCACAAGAGCUUUACACUAUCCUAGAUGAUGUGAUCACAAUUAUAAAGCAAAACUUAUCCUGCAACAGAGCUAAGAACACAAGAUCAACCCCCACAUUUAAGUAGCCUUAUUUUCUUACGACAGAAAACCACAAAUCAUUGUUAGUUUUACUUGAUCAGGAUCAUAAUCUUACCUUAGGAGUAUGAGAGUUAUUGGUUUGAAUCCACCUGGCGAUUGCGGCUGCAUCAUUACCACCAGGUGGUCAAUGUCUCGGCUUCCUCUUUCAAUCCUUCUAGACCCACCUUGAAUAUCAAAAGUGCUCUCAUUGCUCCACGUUCCUGAAGCACGCAACCAAGCAUUUGUCCCACACAGUUAUGAAGUCGCGAGGUUAAACGGCCCGUUAGAUAGACUGAUGCCGUGAUUAUUAAACCGGUGAAAACCAACUUCGAUAGCCGAAUGAAAUUCAUUUAAAUUUAGUGAUAGAAAACGACGUCGUUAGUUGAACAGAAAAAAAAAAGAAACGACGUCAUACACGGAAUAUUAGUACACUUUACAAGUUGUAAUUUGGUAAUUAAUGUUGCAUGUAAUAUACACCAAUUUCACUCACUGUGAGGGGGACAGAAAAGGUGAUCUUUUACGAAUUUUGUAAUUUUUUUGUCUUCUUUUUGUUUUACCAUAGUUAGUUUUUCGAAUCAAAACCAUAGUUAGUUAAAUACAUGUAUUCAAAUUGACUAGUUACUUUGGAUUAUAAAUGUUACGGGACCACAACUUCAAACAAUUCAACACAAACCAAAUGACAGAUUGUUGUAUUGUAUUUUAUGCUAAGAAAGAUUUCAAGUUUUCUUGCAGCACAUUACUAAGAAAAGGGAUCAAAAGUAUUACUCGACUUAACAGAGCUUGAAAUCAAAAGGAAUAAUUGAAAAAAAAAGGAGCAGAUAAUCAGUAUCCGAAUGAAAUCCAUCUAGUGAUAGAAAGGACGCCGUAUAUUAGUACAAUUUACAAGUUGUAACUUGUUAAUUAAGCAUGCAUGUAGGGGUAGUAUAGACCAAUUUUACUCACUGUGAGGGGACAGAAAAUGAGAUCUUUUACCAUCUCAGGGUUUUGUAACUUUUUUUGUCUUUUUUUUGUUUUACCAUAGUGUUUUUUUGUAUCCAUAGCUAUACUUCCAUGAAUCACACUCGAGUAUUAUAUACCUGAUAGUUUCUUCGAAAGUAGAUGUCUUAUAUAAACAAACGAUCUUCACAAAUGUGUUACAAAUAUACAACGAACUGUUUCGAUUACGAGUUCCACAUGACUGCUACUAUGUCAGUACAAAGAACUUCAAUCAACAGUUCAUCAAUAAGUUGCAGAAGACAUUAGAUAAAAAUGUUGACAAAGGACAGAAAAAGAAAAAAGAAAAACAAAAUAUAAAAUUGACAAAUUAGAAACGCAAAAACACAAUCCCCAAUU
Messenger RNA from Brassica napus (rape), 3801 nucleotides. Its product is annotated as probable pectate lyase 4. Gene Ontology annotation, molecular function: pectate lyase activity. The coding region runs from base 103 to 1272 and encodes 389 amino acids. The record is from RefSeq and is a predicted model, not a curated record. Lineage: Eukaryota; Viridiplantae; Streptophyta; Magnoliopsida; Brassicales; Brassicaceae. The transcript has 4 exons.